UGCAAGAGGUCCCCAUCAAGCCGCUGAAAGUGGACGACGACUCCUCGUCAACGCAAUCACGACCGUCCAAUUUUCAGAUGCCCUUUUCCUUUUUGCGGCGCGAAUCCGCACAAUCGCCCUCGAGGAUGUGCCACGUGUCCGCACCGUCCCACUAGCCCCUUCCCCCACUCCCACCACCGCGCGCGCGCUAACUAACCAUGGUCAAAAGGCCACCCCCCCGACUUAACCCUGGUCCGAUCCAACCUAUAAAUACCGUGCUCUUCUCGUUCAUUUGACCGCUCUCUCUCUGUAUCUCUGUUGCAUGAUUCGGUUUCGACUCCUUGGGGAAGUUCAAAACCUCGACGCCGAAGCUAUCCGCCGCCGCCGCCGCCGCGAAGCCCUUAGCCGAACUCCGCCGUCAUUACCAGGCGCGGGCCCCCUCGUCUCCUUGCGUUCCGAUCGCGGGGCCUGGGGGGAGAAAUUCCGCUGUAUAUGAGCUGCGGCGGGGAAUCUGCGGUCGGUAGGAUUGGCGCGUUGAGGAGGGACGGGCGCGGAUUCGGCCAUGGCGGAGAGCAGGUUUCGCGUGGGCUACGCGCUCCUGCCGAAGAAGCGGGAGAGCUUCAUCCAGGAUUCCCUCGUCGCGCUCGCCGCGUCCCGCGGGGUCGAUCUCGUGAGGAUCGACGCAGGGCGGCCGCUCGUCGACCAGGGGCCCUUCGACUGCGUCCUCCACAAGCUGUACGGCGAGGACUGGCGGCGCCAACUGGAGGAGUUCACGGCCGGGAACCCUAAUGCGGUGGUCUUGGAUUCGCCGGACGCGAUCGAGCGCCUCCACAACCGCAUUUCCAUGCUCCAGGUCGUUUCGGAGCUCCGGGUGGAGAGCGAGGGCGAAUCGUUCGGUAUCCCGAACCAGAUUGUGAUUUACGACAAGGAGACGCUGUUCGAUAUGGAUGCGUGGGCGUCGCUGAAGUUCCCGGUGAUUGCGAAACCCUUGGUCGCCGACGGAAGCGCCAAAUCGCACAAAAUGGCGCUCGUGUUUAACCACGACGGGCUUAACAAGCUCAAACCGCCUAUCGUGCUGCAGGAGUUUGUGAAUCAUGGUGGGGUCAUAUUCAAAGUUUAUGUUGUGGGCGAGUAUGUGAAAUGCGUGAAGCGCAAGUCCUUGCCUGAUGUUUCGGAGGAGAAGCUGGGGUCUCUCGAGGGGUGUUUGUCGUUCUCGCAGGUGUCCAAUUUGACAACGCAUGAAAAGAAUGACGAUAAGUAUUAUAGGUUGAUGCAUUUGGAGGACACCGAGAUGCCUCCUCAGAGUUUUAUGACGGAGAUCGCAAAGGGUUUGAGGCGGGCCAUGAAGUUGAACUUGUUUAACUUCGACGUGAUAAGGGAUGCCAGAAAUGGACACCGAUACUUGGUUAUUGACAUUAACUAUUUCCCUGGAUAUGCGAAGAUGCCCAAUUACGAGCCCGUUUUGACUGAUUUUUUCUGCGAUUUAGCCGAAAAGUUGGGGAAGGAUCUGGCGAAGUGCUCUGGCAAAGAGGAUGGCUCUGAGAAGAGUGAGCUUUGAUAUUCGAACCGUGCAGAGUUGUGACAAGGAGGUGAGGAAAGCUGUGAGUAAUACUAGCGGUAGUGAUGGGGAUGAUGGUGGCCUUCCAGUUUUGCCUCAUUCAAGCCUGGCACAGUGCGUAGAAAACCCCUGAACUGUGUACUCCUUGUUCGUUGCUUUGGUGGAUUUGUGUUGCUCGAUACAGGUCCACUUUGGGAAACCCUUUGCUGAUUGGUGACUGAAGUUGUUCGUGGCCUUUUAGACGGCUUUUGGACAGCGGUGAAUAAGUAGCCGUAUCUUGACUUCUAGUUCAAGCUUCUUGACGAUCAAAAGUAAGCAGGUUUUGUUGAUGCAUGUUGACUCCAUGGUGAUGAUUGUGGACACACGGAUGAUGGAUAAGAAUAAUGCUAGUUGAAGUACCUCUUUUAACAUUUUUCUAGGGAUAAUUGCACUAUUUGUACUUUCUAGUGAGGUUCCAAUGUUAGAUAUCUGUCAUUUGUUGAGGAAAUGAAAAGAUUCGAUGCAAGGUGGCGAGUCAAUAUGAUAUCUAGAGCUUCCUCACUAAUGGGAGCUUCAGUCACGUCGAAGCUAGAGGUCCCUUUUACACAGCACAACUUGGAUCGCUAGAAAGGAAUCAAUUGCAACCCUGCACAAAUUGCCUAUAUUCUAGAACAGAGAAUAGAAUAAUAUUAUAAGCAUCUAUGUCAUCAGGAAUACCUUGAGGCCACACCGGGCAAGACGUGUUAAGGCAGAUUGCUUAUCAUCCGUCGCGGUAUCUAUCAUGGUCGCUGUCAUUGUUCUGUUCUCUUGAGGGUCUUUCAGACACCAAAAGAUCCAUUGGCGAUGACUGCAGCUGACAGGAGAUGAGGAGGAGGUAACGGCCGCAUUGUCAACGAAACUUGACAUUGCUACGGAUUGGGAACAGUUCGGAUGAUAAGGAGAGAAGCCAUCGAGUAGCUAACGGAUUGUUCUAGGAAUGCUGCCUCAAUGCGGCUCAAGCUUAAUCUCGAUGUCGAGCGGCUAUAUGCAUUACAGGUUAUGGGUGUUAGGCGUGUUACUGGUAAUUUACGGAAUUCCCUCGUCUGAAAAUUGCCUACAUCUCACUGCGUGAUCACCAAUCACCGAAUUUAAUUGUAAUUGACAGAACUAGGAAGGCAAAAUUAUAUGGGAUGGUGACCUAAAGCUGGUUACCAUUUAUUAUUUGAGUCCUUCCGAUAGCCACGUAGAUGGAAAAUUUAUAUGGCAGUUUUGUUGUCA
Molecule: messenger RNA, 2773 nt
Organism: Syzygium oleosum
Lineage: Eukaryota; Viridiplantae; Streptophyta; Magnoliopsida; Myrtales; Myrtaceae
Product: inositol-tetrakisphosphate 1-kinase 1
Exons: 2
Coding region: 542-1537 (331 amino acids)
Biological process (GO): inositol trisphosphate metabolic process
Cellular component (GO): cytoplasm
Molecular function (GO): magnesium ion binding; inositol-3,4,5,6-tetrakisphosphate 1-kinase activity; ATP binding
Source: RefSeq, a predicted model, not a curated record